CUCUGGUGGACAUAAGCAAACAUGUCCGCUAAAGGGUUAGUUUCUGUCGUCAUCAUUAUGCGGCAGAUUCCCCGUCGCUGUUAGCAACAUGUGAAGAAAUCCUAGCUUACAGCAUGGAGAACACGGAGGAGAAUGCUAUUGAGCUCCACGGAGAUGAGGAGAUUAUUGAAGUGAUCGACCUGAACGACACCGAGCCUGGUCCAGAUGACUUGGCUGACGUGCUGGGAGAUGCGGACUUUGAAGAAUCCGCAAACCCGGAGGAGGAUGAAGGCUGGGAGACAGAAGAUGAGAUGGAAGCUGAGGCAGAUCAGGAUGACAGCGAGCUGACCUUCUCCAAACACACAGGCUCGGUGUUCUGUGUGAGUUUGGACCCGGCCACAAACAGUCUGGCAGUGACAGGAGGAGAGGAUGACAAGGCGUUUGUCUGGAGGGUGAGCGACGGAGAGGUUCUGCUGGAGUGCUCCGGACACAAGGACUCUGUGACGUGUGCCAUGUUCAGCCAUGACUCCUCUCUGGUGGCUACUGGAGACAUGAGUGGCCUGAUCAAAGUGUGGAAGAUGGAAACCAAAGAGGAGAUCUGGUCGUUUGAAGUGGGAGAUUUGGAGUGGCUGGAGUGGCAUCCAUGCGCUCCGGUGCUGCUGGCGGGAGCCAACGAUGGCAGCGUGUGGAUGUGGAAGAUCCCUGCAGGCGACUGUAAAACCUUCCAGAGUCCAGCGUGUCAGGCCACCAGCGGCAAAGUCCUGCCUGAUGGAAAACGAGCCGUCGUGGGUUACGAGGAUGGAACGGUCCGGGUUUGGGAUCUAAAGCACGGGAAUGCUAUCCACGUUAUUAAAGGUCAGGAUGGACACCAGGGGGCGCUGACCUGCCUGGCGUGCAACAGGGACGGCUCUCUGGUCCUGACGGGUUCAGUGGACGGCUGUGCCAAGCUGAUCAACACCGCCACAGGCAAGGUUGUAGGGGUGUUCGCUGUGAAGGGAGGGGCAGAAAAAGGAGCCAAAGACGAGGAGGAAUCCAACUCUGUGGAGUCUGUGGGCUUUUGCAACAUUUUGCCUCUUAUCGCCGUGGCAUACCUGGAUGGAACUCUGGCCAUUUACGACCUUUCAUCUCAGGCUCUGAGGCACCGGUGUCCACAUGAGGCGGGCAUCGUCCACCUGCAGUGGGAGGAGUCUUCUUCUGUGGUUUCCACCUGCAGUUUAGACGGAGCGCUGCGCUUAUGGGACGCUCGUUCUGGAAACAUGCUGUCCGAGUACCGCGGCCACGCCGCAGAGAUCCUCGACUUUACCGUCAACAGGGAAGCGUCUGUCGCUGUUACCGCCUCCGGAGACAACCAGGCCAAAGUCUUCUGCCUCCAGAGACCUGAUCGAUAAAUCCCAGCGGAGGAACUGAGUCAGGAGAGACUGACUGUUGUUGAUGAGAACGGAUCCUCCCUUUUCUCCUCAGGAUUAUGACUAAUCUCUGGUUUUUCAUCCUUCCUGUGUGUCACUGGUAGAUGCUGAAGAUUCGGAAAAAAAGUCUUUCUGCUUUUUUCUGUUUAAAUGUUCAGAUAAUCCAACAGAUUCACGGUGGCCACAUCCACUUUUAAUGUUAAAUGAAGCCCAUUUCCUGUAAUUUAACUGUAACUUUUGCGUCCGAGGACGUGUGUGUGGGCUGUUCCUGCUCUCGGAUGAAGUUUUUCAUGUAAAUAAAACAAAACCCUCCCGUCUGGGUAACUUA
Molecule: messenger RNA, 1713 nt
Organism: Nothobranchius furzeri (turquoise killifish)
Lineage: Eukaryota; Metazoa; Chordata; Actinopteri; Cyprinodontiformes; Nothobranchiidae
Gene: aamp
Product: angio-associated, migratory cell protein
Cellular component (GO): cytosol
Molecular function (GO): protein binding
Source: RefSeq, a predicted model, not a curated record